Messenger RNA from Gopherus flavomarginatus (Mexican gopher tortoise), 4385 nucleotides. RefSeq names its product lipase E, hormone sensitive type (gene LIPE). Gene Ontology annotation, cellular component: cytosol. Gene Ontology annotation, biological process: triglyceride catabolic process; cholesterol metabolic process. The record is from RefSeq and is a predicted model, not a curated record. The transcript has 10 exons. Bases 1208 to 3781 code for a protein of 857 amino acids. Gene Ontology annotation, molecular function: triacylglycerol lipase activity; sterol ester esterase activity. Lineage: Eukaryota; Metazoa; Chordata; Testudines; Testudinidae.
AUACCUGUGGGUGUCUCAGCUCUGUUGGAGGGGAGGGGCAGACUGUGGGGCUGGCCAAGGUAGUGUGUGUUGGGGGGGCGGGGGGGGGACAGCUUAUGGCUGCUGGUGGGCAGGCACAAUUACUAGAACCACCUAAAAUAGGAACUCCUCCCCCUCCGAUACCCCCCUCCUCGGGGGAUAGACACUAGAGAGAGAGAGACCCCAGCCCCUCUGGAUCCCCUGCCCCUUAGUACCCCCCUGUCCAACCCCACAGUGUCCUCUGCCCCAGCCCCUGCACCCCCAGCCCUUCCAGACCUCGUGCCCCCCCAGCACCCCCUGCCCCAGUUCCCCCUGCCCCAGUCCAGCUGUUUGUGCACAUUCCUGCCCAGUCCCCAGAGCUUUCGCAGCUGCCAAGCAGGGCCAGCCCCCCAUCUCCUUAACCCCAUCAGUGCUGGCAUCAGGGCAGCUGGAGAGGGGACCCCCUCCCUUGCAGGAUAACACACCCCAUGUCUGGGCAGGAUGUGCCCGGGGGGCUGAGCCAUGGGGGGCUGACCCUGGGCUGCCUGGCCCGGCUGUGGGGCGCUGUCUGGAGGUCAGUGCCCCAGGCUGUUGUUUGCUCGGAGCCAGGCCCCAGGGACCCUGGGUGAGGCCCUGCUUAACAGCAGCUGCAGCCCCUGCUGGAGGGGGGGUUGUGGGGAGCAGUGUGAACGGAGGCUCCCAACCAUGGGGACGCCGGGUCUGGGUGAAAGAGCCCAGGGGUGUGGGGUGAGAUGGGAGCCUGGCUGUGAGCCUGCCCUGGGUGGGGAGCGGGUGCGGGCAGUUUCCCUGCUCUAACAACCAGCCCCCACUCCCCUCCCAGAGCCAGGGAGAGAACCCAGGAGUCCUGGCUCCCAGCCCCCCCUGCUCUAACCACCAGCCCCCACUCCCCUCCCAGAGCCAGGGACAGAACCCAGGAGUCCUGGCUCCCAGCCCCCCCUGCUCUAACCACCAGCCCCCACUCCCCUCCCAGAGCCAGGGACAGAACCCAGGAGUCCUGGCUCUCAGCCCCCCCUGCUCUCACCACCAGCCCCCCCACUCCCCUCCCAGAGCCAGGGAGAGAACCCGGGAGUCCUGGAUCCCAGGCCCCUCCCAGAGCCAGGGAGAGAACCCAGGAGUCCUGGCUCCCAGCCCCGCCUGCUCUCACCACCAGCCCCCACUCCCUGUCAGUGCCUCUUGCCCCCUCCCUUCCAUGGGCUCAACCCCUUCCCAGGGGUGGAGCCGACUCCCUGGCUCCCAGCUGGGCUAUAAAGAGCCUCAGGGAACUGGGUCUGCCAGGGCUCAGCCAGGGGAGCAGGCAGCGGCUGAGGGUGACUGUGGUGGUGGGGGGUCUGGCUGGGGGCCCCGCGCCAUGGACUCCCGGCCCCUGUUCCAUGCCCUGCACGUGGUGGCCGAGGACAACGUGGCCUUCUUCCGGCAGAGCGCCUCAGAGACGGGGCGCCGGUUCGUGGCGGCCUUCACGGCUAUCGGGGAGCACGCCCGCUGCCUGGAGCCGAUCCUGCGCCACUUCGCCAGCGUCUACCACGUCUUCGACCUGGAUGAGGCCACGCCGGCCAACGGGUACCGCAGCCUGGCGCAGACGGCGCGCUGCUGCCUGGCCCACGUCCUGCACAAGAGCCGCUACGUGGCCGCCAACCGCCGCAGCGUCUUCUUCCGCACGGGCCACAACGCAGCCGAGCUGGAGGCCUAUUGCGCCGCCCUGAGCCAGCUGCGGGCGCUGCUGUACCUGGCGCAGCGCCUGCUGACCCACAACCGCCCCGGCUGCCUCUUCCACCAUGAGGAGCGCGGCCUGACCGAGCGGGUGCUGCGGGAGUACGGCACCCUGCACAAGGGCUGCUUCUACGGGCGCUGCCUGGGCUUCCAGUUCGCCCCCUCCAUCCGGCCCUUCCUCCAGACCAUCGCCAUCAGCCUGGUCUCUUUCGGCGAGAACUACAGACGCCACGACUCCGGCCUCAGCAUGGCGGCCAGCUCGCUGUUCACUUCGGGGAAGUUCGCCAUCGACCCAGAGCUGCGAGGAGCCGAGUUCGAGAGGAUCACGCAGAACCUCGACGUGCAUUUCUGGAAGAGCUUCUGGAACCUGACGGAGACCGAGCUGCUGGCUUCCGUGGCCAGCCUGGCAUCCACGCCGGUGCGGGUGAGCCGGGCGCUGACGGUGCCCCCUGAGCCCUUCGAGCUGCCGCUGGCUGCUGACCCCUCGCUGAGCAUCACUAUCAGCCCCCCGGUGGCGCACACUGGCCCAGGGCCCGUCCACAUGCGCCUCAUCUCCCACGAGCUGCGUGAGGGGCAGGACAGCGAGGCGCUCUCCGCGUUGGCCCAGGCUGAGGGCCCGCUGGGGCUGGAGCUGUGGCGCAAGGCGGCGCCCGCGCCCCCCUCGCCCCUCCUGCUGGUUCACUUCCACGGCGGCGGGUUCGUGGCGCAGACGUCCAAGUCCCACGAGCCGUACCUGCGGGGCUGGGCGCAGGAGCUGGGCGCCCCCGUGCUCGCCGUUGACUACGCCCUGGCGCCCGAGGCCCCGUUCCCCCGCGCCCUGGAGGAGUGCUUCUACGCCUACUGCUGGGCCCUGCGUCACUGCCGCCUGUUGGGCUCCACGGCGCAGCGGGUCUGCCUGGCGGGGGACAGCGCAGGCGGGAACCUCUGCCUCACCGUGACCAUGCGGGCAGCCGCCUUCGGCAUCCAGCUACCCGACGGCAUCAUGGCGGCCUAUCCUGUCACCCUGGUGCGGGCCGCGGCCUCGCCCUCCCGCCUGCUCACGCUGCUCGACCCCCUGCUGCCCCUCAGCGUGCUCUGCAAGUGCCUCAGCGCCUACGCCGGCACGGAGCCGGCGGAGGGCGAGCCCCCUGGGCUGGAGAAGCUGGGCCCAGUGAACAUGAUGCGGCGGGACACAGCGCUGCUGUUGCGGGAGCUGCGGCAAAGCGCCUCGGCCUGGCUGGGGGCGCUGCUGGACGGCCCGGGGCGCAGCAACGGGGCCGGUGCAGAGGCCCUGCGGACGAGCGUCUCGGAGGCAGUGCUGGACGAUGACUCAGCUGUCAAAUCCAGGGGCUCCCACAAGAGCCAGACCUGCCAGGAUCUAUUGUGUGGGGUGUCAGCCCCCCUUGCCCCUGCAUCUGCCCCCCCUCAGGGCAGCCCCCCUACCUUCUUCCUGAGUGGGGGGCAGCUGGAGGAAGAGGCCCCUGGGGACGAGGUGCUGCAGUAUCCUGAUGGCUUUGAGCCGCUGCGCUCGGACCAGCCCUCCACCAGCAUCACCCUGGAGGCAUCGCCUGUGGUGAAGAACCCCUUCAUGUCGCCCCUCCUGGCUCCGGACAGCAUGCUGCGAGGGCUGCCGCCGGUCCAUAUCGUGGCCUGUGCCCUGGACCCCAUGCUGGACGACUCGGUGAUGUUUGCCCGGCGGCUGCGGGAGCUGGGCCAGCCAGUGACACUGCGGAUUGUGCAGGACUUGCCGCACGGCUUCCUGAGCCUGUCCCAGUUGUGCCGUGAGACCCGCCAGGCGGCCGCGCUCUGCACCCGCGUCAUCCGUGAGAUCCUGCUGCCCACGCCGCCCACCGCCCCGCCCUCGCCCCGCAAGCACCGCAAGCUGGAGCGGACGCUGCCCUCAGGGGCUGCCAUGGGCCAGGUCGCCACGGGUCUGGCCACGCCCAGCCUCAAGAGUCCCACCCCAGCUGCCUUGGAGACCAUACCCGGACAGGGGGGUCGGGCCCCAGUGGAAACCCCCAACAGGCGGGAGCCGGGGCCCCAGAGUGGCCCGGCGGGCAGGGAGGUGGGGGCGUGAGCCCCGGCCGUGGUCAGGGAUUUCCUGGGAGCCCCUUGGUGCUUUUCUCUCUGUAGCUUCCGAGUAGGGGGAGGAGGGAAGGGCCCCACGCUGAGAGCCUGGCUGCCCCCCCAGUCCCCAGGGACUGGUCUGUAGCGGUUUUUGCUGGACAGGUGUUUGCUGCUGUCUGUAUCCUGUGGCCUGAGGAGGGGGUGUCUCCCGUCCCCCUCCCCCAGUCCCUCCUGGGCUCCCACACUCCAGCGCUGCUCGGGACGGGUCCCCCUGCGCUCCAAGGGACGCCCCAGGUGCCAGGCCUGAGCUGAGGGUGCAGCCCCAGGCCCCACCUUCCACACUGACUCCAGGGGUGGAGCAGACAAGCUGGGCUGCCACCCCAUACUCUGGGGGUGGGGGUAGGGUGUGAGCUCUUUGCCCCCCUCCUUUCCCUGUGUGCAGUGGGGGGAGUCCAUUUCAGCCCAUCUGCCCCCCUAGACUACUCACUCCCCUGCCUGCUGGUGCUGUGAACCAAAUGGAAGGUUGGGGGUGCGCUCCCUCCUGGGGGCGCUCCAGGGACCCCCAUCCACAACUUUCAGUUUUGUAAAUAAAAGGCUGUUUGAUAUUGAGCAAA